GUCCGCCAGGGGGCGAUAGAAGUCCCUUCCGACGUUAGCCCCGCCCGCUACGCAGCCUUUUAGAUCGCGGGAAAAAUCAACGUGUCUGGCGGAAGGGGUGAUUUGGAAAACGCCUGUUUGUGGGAAGUUUAAUAUACAGGCAUUAUGUCCAAGAAGAAGGGAUUGAGUCUGGAAGAGAAGCGGAGCCGGAUGAUGGAGAUUUUCUUCGAGACUAAGGAUGUCUUCCAGCUCAAAGACAUUGAAAAGAUUGCCCCAAAGACCAAAGGAAUCACACCCAUGUCUGUGAAGGAGGUCCUUCAGAGCCUGGUCAAUGACAACCUGGUGGACUCGGAGAGAGUGGGCACCUCCAACUAUUACUGGGCCUUCCCCAGUAAGGCCGCGCACACCCGCAAACGCAGGCUGGAGGAGCUGGAGAAGCAGCUCUCAGAAGGGAAGCAGCGGAAGAUUGUUCUGGAACAAGCCAUUGAGAAAGCCAGAGUGGGCCGUCAAGACACAGAGGAGCGUUCCAGCCUAACGAGGGAGCUGCAUUCUCUAAGGGAGCAGCGGGGGCGUUUGCACGCCGAGCUGGAGACGUACCGGGAGUGCGACCCGGAAGUGGUCCAGGAGAUCCGCAGAAACAACAUUACCGCCAAGGAGGCAGCUGGCAGAUGGACAGAUAAUGUUUUUGCCAUCAAGUCUUGGGCCAAGAGGAAGUUUGGAUUUGAAGACGGUCGCUUGGAUAAGGCCUUUGGAAUACCAGAGGAGUUCGACUACUUGGACUGACGUGAUCUUCCCAUUCACCGACGGCAGCUGCGAACGUCAACGCGUGGAGAUGUCGGUGGACUAUGAAUACGACGGCCGUUUAAAGAACGAUAAGCCAGUUUUGUUGCGGAUUUGCUUAAUGCACUGAGCAAAGCUCAACUUCCCUUGAUUUUUCAAGUUGUUUUUGUGAUUAAAAGAUGUUUUUGUACUGCUGCAGCCUACAGUAGUGUGAUCAGACAGAUGAAAAUUCAGAUUGUGUAACUAGAUAUCUUGGUGUGUUAACCUUUGACUCCCCGGGGUGCUAUGAUACACACAUUCUCCGACGCACACACAUGUGUGUGGGCUGACUUUCAAGGCACCUGCUUCACGAAAGCUGAGACCUUAUGCUGAGGGAUGGCAAUGAAACGCAUCCCGGAACUGAAGACACCCCAACAGACAUUAUGUGAGCCUAAUAUACCACUUAUCUAACACGAGCUAAUUAGCAUUUUCAUCCAGUUUGUUAAAAGAUUCGUACGUGUGUAUUGUGCUUGGACUUUACAGUUAAAAUGUGGAGUUUACAUAUGUUUAUAUUUCAUUUUGGGUCCGCAUAAAAUAUGUUAAUUGAG
Molecule: messenger RNA, 1346 nt
Organism: Paramormyrops kingsleyae
Lineage: Eukaryota; Metazoa; Chordata; Actinopteri; Osteoglossiformes; Mormyridae
Gene: mnd1
Product: meiotic nuclear divisions 1 homolog (S. cerevisiae)
Biological process (GO): reciprocal meiotic recombination
Cellular component (GO): nucleus
Molecular function (GO): double-stranded DNA binding
Source: RefSeq, a predicted model, not a curated record